AUGAGGUUUUUACAUGCUUUCACGACAGUUGCUUGUGCGGCUCAAGCUGCAGCACUGUCGAUUAACAUUGGUGGUGAGAGAAUGGUUGUGGAGAGAGAUGCUGGACUUCAAGAUGUUGUCACAUAUGAUGAACACUCUCUCAAGGUAUACGGAGAACGUAUAUUCAUCUUCUCGGGAGAGUUCCAUCCAUAUCGGCUUCCAGUACCUGAUCUAUGGCUUGAUAUUUUCCAAAAAGUGAAAGCGCUCGGAUUCAAUACUGUUUCCUUUUAUGUCGACUGGGCAUUAGUUGAAGGAAAUCCAGGACACUACACUGCAGAUGGAGUGUUUGCCUUUGAACCUUUCUUUGAUGCGGCAAAGGAAGCAGGUAUAUAUCUUAUUGCUCGCCCAGGUCCCUACAUCAACGCCGAAUCUUCCGGUGGUGGUUUCCCAGGUUGGCUUCAACGCGUAAGUGGCGUUUUACGUUCCCAAGCACCAGACUAUCUCGCAGCAACCGACAACUACGUAGCGAACAUCGCUAGUCUAAUCGCCAAAUAUGAAAUUACAAAAGGGGGACCAAUUAUUCUAUACCAGCCUGAAAACGAAUACUCGGGAUAUUCCGGAUAUGUUCCAGGUGGAUUUCCAGAUCCAGUUUACUUCGCCUAUGUGGAGAAGCAGGCGAGAGAUGCGGGCGUCACCGUUCCAUUUAUUAGUAAUGAUGCUUAUGCAGGAGGACAUUUCGCACCAGGUUCUGAGAUCAAUGGAUCGGCAGCUGGUGAUGUUGACAUUUACGGCCAUGAUUCUUAUCCAUUAGGAUUUGAUUGCGCACACCCAACUGUCUGGCCUACUGGAGAUCUACCAACGUACUUCGCUGCAACUCAUGAGGAACAAAGUCCAAGUACAUUCUACUCUAUAAAUGAAUUUCAAGGUGGUGCAUUUGAUCCUUGGGGUGGUCUCGGAUUUGAUGCGUGUGCCCAGCUCUUGAAUGAUCAAUUCGAGCGAGUCUUCUAUAAGAAUGAUUUUGCUUCUGGUGUUGCUCUUUUGAGCAUAUAUAUGAUUUUCGGUGGAACAAACUGGGGUAAUUCUGGCCAUUCUGGUGGUUACACUUCCUACGAUUAUGGCUCUGCUAUCACCGAAAAUCGUGAAGUAUCCCGCGAGAAGUACAGUGAGCUAAAGCUAGAGGCAAACUUCCUAAAAGUCAGCUCGGCAUAUCUCACCACAUCAGUUCAACCAGCUGCCAAUGGUACCUACACCACCAGUGGUUCCAUUACCACAACUCCACUUUUUGGGAAUGGAACUGUUACAAACUUUUAUGUUGUUCGCCAUUCAGACUAUCAAGCUUUAGCUUCAGAGACCUAUAAAUUGACUGUCACUACAAGUCAAGGGGCAUUAACUAUUCCACAAUUGAAUGGAAGUCUUACUCUCAGCGGUAGAGAUUCAAAAUGGCAUGUGACAGACUACGACAUCGGAGGAACAACACUCCUAUACUCUACAGCAGAAAUCUUCACCUGGAAAAAGUUUGAUGACAAGACUGUUUUGGUAGUUUAUGGUGGCCCAGGAGAAUUGCAUGAAUUGGCUGUGGUUACAAAGAGCUCCGCAAAAAUUGUUGAGGGUUCAGAUGUCACAACUAAGAGUACUAACGGCUCGGCGAUUCUUAACUGGCAAACAUCUACCACACGUAGAGUAGUUAAGGUUGGUAGUGUGUUUGUUUAUAUUUUGGAUCGAAACAGUGCAUACAACUAUUGGGUACCAGACUUCGUCAGAACAGACAAAUGGGGUGCAUUCGCGUCAAGUGUCGAAAACACAGCUUCAGUUAUCGUAGAAGCAGGUUAUCUCGUCCGAAACGUUUCAACCCAAGGCUCCGACCUUCACAUCAACGGUGAUCUUAACGCCACCGUCCCAUUCAAAGUCAUCGGAGCUCCUAAAGGAACCAAAAAUCUCUACUUCAACUCCCAAAAAGUCUCAUACAAAACUGAUUCGACUACCGGCGAACUCUCUUCAACGCUCACCUAUUCAGCCCCAAAAAUCUCUCUUCCAAACCUCUCAACCCUCGGCUGGAAAUACCUUGACAAUCUCCCUGAAAUCAAAUCCACCUAUGACGACUCAGCCUGGACUCUCGCCAACAAGAAUUCAACGACCAACCCGUUCCUCAAUCCUCUUCUCACACCCACCGUCCUCAACGGUCCAGAAUACGGAUACAGCACUGGUGUCCUAAUUUUCCGUGGCCAUUUCGUCGCAUCCGGCAAUGAAUCAUCCAUUUAUAUCUCCACCCAAGGUGGAGCCGCCUUCGGCUCCUCAGUCUGGCUCAACUCCACUUACAUUGGAUCCUGGACCGGAGCUGACUACGCUGAAUCAAAUAAUGCCACUUACACGCUUCCCAAUCUCAAAGCUGGUGCUAAAUAUGUAUUCACCGUAGUGAUUGAUAACAAUGGUUUAGAUGAAAACUGGACUGUGGGAGCUGAGGGAAUGAAACAACCCAGAGGAAUCCUCAACUACGUCUUAGCAGGCAGAACCAAGGAUGCCGUUACAUGGAAACUCACCGGAAACUUGGGAGGAGAGCAAUAUAUUGAUCAAGUGCGCGGUCCUCUCAACGAAGGCGGUCUUUAUGCUGAAAGACAAGGCUUUACACAACCUAGUCCUCCUUCUUCAUCGUGGAUUUCAGGAUCCCCUGCUACCGGGAUAAAGAAUGCCGGAGUGGGAUUCUUCACAAGUACCUUUAAGUUGGAUUUACCAAAGGGCUAUGAUGUACCUCUGAGUUUCAACUUUGGAAACAGUACAUCGGCAAAUGGUACGAGCGAGUACAGAGCGCAGCUCUGGGUUAACGGCUGGCAGUUUGGAAAAUACAUUAAUAAUGUUGGACCACAGAAGAGUUUCCCUGUACCACAAGGAAUCCUAAACUACAACGGCCAAAACACCCUAGCUAUCGAACUCUGGGCCCAACAAUCCUCAGGCGCCGCCUUGACAAAUUUCACUUUGACUGCUGGGACACCCGUACUCACGGGUUUCAAAGCCCCCGCUUUGGUGGAAAGUCCUAAAUGGAGUAAGAGGAAGGGUGCUUAUUGA
Messenger RNA from Sclerotinia sclerotiorum 1980 UF-70, 3039 nucleotides. RefSeq lists its product as hypothetical. The transcript has 9 exons. Gene Ontology annotation, biological process: carbohydrate metabolic process. NCBI's taxonomy places the organism in Eukaryota, Fungi, Ascomycota, Leotiomycetes, Helotiales, Sclerotiniaceae. Gene Ontology annotation, cellular component: vacuole. The record is from RefSeq and is a predicted model, not a curated record. Gene Ontology annotation, molecular function: beta-galactosidase activity. The coding region runs from base 1 to 3039 and encodes 1012 amino acids.